Mesocricetus auratus (golden hamster) is the source of this 921-nucleotide messenger RNA. Its product is annotated as olfactory receptor 5AC1-like. Bases 1 to 921 code for a protein of 306 amino acids. Gene Ontology annotation, biological process: sensory perception of smell; G protein-coupled receptor signaling pathway. Gene Ontology annotation, molecular function: odorant binding; olfactory receptor activity; G protein-coupled receptor activity. The transcript has a single exon. Gene Ontology annotation, cellular component: membrane. The record is from RefSeq and is a predicted model, not a curated record. NCBI's taxonomy places the organism in Eukaryota, Metazoa, Chordata, Mammalia, Rodentia, Cricetidae.
AUGGAGGUGAACAGGACCCUGCUGACUGAGUUUGUUCUCAGAGGAAUAACAGAUCGUCCAGACCUGCAAGUCCCCCUGUUCCUGGUGUUCUUCCUCAUCUAUGUCACCACCAUGGUGGGCAACCUUGGCUUAAUCUUUCUCAUCUGGAAGGAUCCCCAUCUUCACACUCCUAUGUAUAUUUUCCUUGGAAGUUUAGCCUUUGCUGAUGCCUGUACUUCAUCCUCAGUGACUCCCAGGAUGCUUGUCAACAUCUUAGACAAUGGUAGAAUGAUUUCUCUCUUUGAAUGCAUGGCCCAGUAUUACGUUUUUGCAUCCAGUGCAACCACAGAAUGUUUCCUUCUGGUAAUGAUGGCCUAUGACCGCUAUGUUGCCAUAUGCAACCCUCUGCUCUAUAUUGUGGUGAUGUCCAACAGAGUAUGCACUUGCCUCAUAAGUGUUUCAUAUGUAAUCGGUUUUCUGCAUCCACUUGUACAUGUAGGAUUAUUAUUUAGAUUAACAUUCUGCAGGUCCAAUGUAAUAGAUCAUUUCUACUGUGAGAUCUUGCCACUCUAUACAAUUUCUUGCACUGACCCAUCUAUUAAUGCAUUAGUAGUCUUCAUUUUUGCUGCUGUUAUACAAGCUAUUACUUUCAUGAGUAUCAUAGUAUCCUAUGCUUGUGUCCUCUUUUCCAUCCUAAAAUCUAAGUCUGAGAGGGGCAGAAGCAAAGCUUUCUCCACCUGCAGUUCUCACCUGCUCUCUGUGUCUUUGUUCUAUGGCACUCUCUUCUUCAUGUACGUGAGCCCUGGGUCUGGACCAAGUCAAUAUAAAGAUAAAAUGUAUUCACUGUUCUACACCAUUGUGAUACCUCUGCUAAACCCCUUUAUUUAUAGCUUAAGAAACAAGGAAGUUUUAGGUGCUCUGAGAAAAUUUAUAAAACCAUAA